This is a messenger RNA of Hyla sarda, 602 nucleotides long. It is a transcript of the gene TIMM8B, whose product is annotated as translocase of inner mitochondrial membrane 8 homolog B. NCBI's taxonomy places the organism in Eukaryota, Metazoa, Chordata, Amphibia, Anura, Hylidae. The transcript has 2 exons. The record is from RefSeq and is a predicted model, not a curated record. Bases 147 to 431 code for a protein of 94 amino acids.
GAGUCAGAAAAUCCCGACAGUCGUUUAGCCAAUAGGAGCUCAGUGUAGCCUCGUUUUGGGUUUCACGCUUAGCCAAUCAAGGUGUAUAGGCAGUGAACGGUCUUGAAGAGUGGCUGCAGCGGUUGAAGGUCGCGAUAGUGUUCAGCAUGGCGGAUUUUGACAAGGACUUUGACUUGUCCGGUGUGGGCGCUAGUCCCGCGGAGACGGCGGAGCUGCAGAGAAUGCUGGCCGUGGAGCAGCAGAGAGCGCAGUUCACAGCUCAGGUUCACAAAUUUAUGGACGUGUGUUGGGACAAGUGCAUGGACAGACCUGGUACUAAGUUAGAUUCAAGAACAGAGAGCUGCCUAGUCAGCUGCGUGGAGCGUUUUAUCGACACAACCCUAUCCAUUACCAAUCGCUUUGCUCAGCUUGUAGAAAAAGGAACUCAAUGACAUUGAUAUAUAUGGACUCAUAUCUCUGCCAGCAAGUGUAAUGUCAACUCAAUGUUACUGAAAUCCCUUCUUAGUACUGGUGACAUAGAUGUUCAGCUGUGUUUUAUUAUUAUCCUUUGAAAUGUAUAUAAACCUGCAGAUAAAAGUAAUUAAAUCUCUGUCCUAAAUAUU